CAGUCAACUUCUUGAAGGCUUUCUUCUUCGGCGGAUAUUGAGUGCAAAGCGUCAUGUGCUAAGUGAACUGAAAGUGAUGUGGUAGUGCCUGGUAAUCUAUCUAGUGACUCCUGUUUGUGCAUAGCCCGUUAUUGGAUUACAAUCAAGAUGAUUCUGAGGAAGCUGCAAUGGAUCCUCCUAUCUAAAUUAUUAUACUCCGUAAUAAUUGUAGAAUCUCAAAACGAGAGAUCUUACGACACAAACGAGUGGGUACCUAUAACGCCUUCUUCUGGAGAAGAAGCCUCGAACAAGGCCGUAGGUCGCGUCUUAAACCUAGACACGCCCGCCCAAAAGUUUUUCCCCGAAGAGGAAUACAAUCAACGGAAAAGGAGACCGCACCAGCAGCAGUACCUGAGGGAGGGUUCCUUGAAGCCGUCGAACGAUAGACACAAUCACAAUGUAGAGAAUUUCAGGUACCAAGAGCCCGCUGCUUACGAGCAACCUCCCCCUUUGAAUCAAGGAGGUUUCCUGGAGAAACCGGUUUUAACCAGGCAACAGGCUCCAGCUGUUGAUGCCCCUAAUUUAUACCAGCAGUAUAAUCUGCCCAUUAACAAUACUUUCUAUCAGUCCUUAAAUCCUAGUAUUAUUAACGACGAGUUGCAAAGAGAAUUUCUUAAUCCUAACAUUGCUCCUCCCGUAUCAGUAGCGGCAACACCGAUUCAGGAUGAAAAACAGGCUGUUCAACUACUUUACGUCCCAUUGGAGAACUUGCAAAAUGUUCAGCCCACUACACAAGUCACCCAGGACUCUGAAAAGAUAUUCCACCAGGUCGACGCCCCUAGACAGGACAAUCAAAUCUUCACCCAGAACAAGCAGCAUCUCAUAGACGAUAUCGAGCAUGAUUUAAUCCAGCAGACGGUUCAGGCGCAUAGAUUGCAACAACAGAUCCAUCUAGGACGCCCUGUUGGUGUUCAAACCACUACGACGACGACGACUACGACGACCACAACCCCGAAACCAACUAAACGAAAGCCUCAUCAACCACCUUUAGCGGUGUACUUGGAAAGUAACAACGAGGCCAGCGUAGACGAUAUAUUGACUGCGUUGAGAAACGCGAAGACUAUCGCCGUGCAAGACGCCAUUACUCCCAGUUCACCUCAUGUGUUCAUUGGGCCUUCUACAUUGAACUUGCCUUCAAGCUACACCAGAUUCCCCUUGCCUUACAUCAACAAACUAGAAGGCAACAGAAUCGAGAGGAAAAUAGAAAAUCUUCCCUUCUUCGUAGCACCACUGAGCUACAAAACUCCAGCUGGUUAUUCCAAAAUCCCUCUGCCAUCGCCACAUGUCGGGUCUGUAGUGGUCUCAAACAAGGAAGAUUCCCACAAGCGUUCAGCUCCUAGACCUACUCAGACAUAUCCCAAUCAAAUCAGUAACUAUGAAUCAGCGAAGCCAGAAGUAACUAAUGCGAAUUCGCAAAUCUUUGACCCCAGUCAACAGACAUAUUUCAGUACCACGCCUUUCCAAGCUCCCAAUUAUUUACAGUUCAAUGUCAAUGACAACGUCAAUCAAUUUGCUGUUCCCACCAAACCCCCCCAACAGCAACUGCAGCAACCACAACUAAAUAUAAACAACAUACCUCCAAGAAGUCAGCUUCAAGUACCAGACACUGUUAACUCCUUGAAAAAUCCACAACCUGUUGCUUACAGCCAAACCAACACCGCAAAUGCAAAUACAAAUCCCCAAGCACCUUUGCAGCAAUCUGUGCCUGAUAUAAAUAGCAAUCCUUACAAUAUUCCACAGAAGGCUCCAGAAGCUGACGCGAAUAAACAAACUUUUAAUCAAAACAUACAUAAUUAUCAGGUACCGUCAAGAACUCCCUCCUCAGUUGGUAAUACAAAUCAUGAAACUGUUAAUUCUUAUCAGAUACCAGUACAAGGUACAGUUGGUGUUACUCAAUACAGUCAAUCCGUCGAUGGCAAAAAGGAAGAGUAUAGUAGUCCACAGACAUAUACUAGUGGAAAUUCAAAUUCCUUCCUUAUUCCUUCAAGGAAUGGACAGCAAACUCCAUCUUCCGUUGGUAGCGUACACAACACCGGUACUCCAACUAGGACAAGUUCUUCAAAUUAUGAGGGACCUACUUCAUUUGUUUCAUCUCCUUUCGACAACACACACGAGAUUAAGAUAACUCCCAAGACCACCACUACGUCCAGAACAGAAGAAUCGCCCCAUUAUACGUUUGAUGGUGCCAACAAAAAACAAAAACCUUUCAACUUAGCGAUUGACCAAUACGAAUUACACCAGAUCAACAGUCAACUUUUAGACAGCGAUCCAGAAAAAAACGCCAAGAGCCCUUACGAUUUCGAUUACCAUUUCCUCUAUGAAAAGCCAGCAAAGGACUUCGACUAUAGCGGCAAGUUUGAUGUUGAUAAAUCAAAAGUGAAGGGCAGGUACGAUUACAGUUCAAUAUUUGAUGUGGACGUUGGCAAACCGAAAUAUGACUACAGUUCCGAGUUCGAGCGCUACAGCAGUACACCGGCUAGCAUCUUAAGAGACACUUUCGAAGAGAUUUCUACUACUCCAAGGCCAUCGCCUAAGAGCCGCAGGAGAGGUAAACCUUCAAGACAAUCCGCUAGAACGACAACUACCGCAAGUCCUAUCGGAAAAGAGUCCUAUACCGUACUGGAAGAAUUUUCUGUAAAACCGGCUACAACACCCCAGAUUACAGAAGCCCCUAAACAAGUUAAAUAUGAAGAAUACAAGAUACCAACGCAGGUUGAGGUGGCUGACGUCCCAGCAAACGUGUAUAGACUUAGAACUACCACGACAAGUGUGAGACAACACAAUAAUGUAAAAACUAUUGUUAAAGACAUUCCCGCCAACGUUUAUAACUUAAAUGUCAACCCAUCGAACCAGCAAGUUCUAAAUCAAAACCAGCCAAUCAACCUCGCGAAAAAUGAAGAGGUGUCUCAUCCACCAACCUACAUACAAAGUCCUCUAACCGAGGUGGCCUACGUGCCACAAUACAAUGAAAACCCAGUUAUCCAACCAUUAGUGCAAAACAGAGGACAGAAAGUGUCACAAAAUGCGUACAAUUUUGAAAACAAACAACCAGAUAUCCCAGGAUAUACCAGCAAUUUGCAGGACCAGUCAAUCAGGACACUGGUUGUGCCUAACACAUUGCCUCCUACAACAGACCUCAUCCAGUCCACUCUUCUUCAUCAACCUCCUCCAGAACAAUUCCCGACGACUACCACCACGACCACUACCAGUACCACAACAGAGCAACCAAGAUCGAGCCCUGCUACCAGAGGCAGAGGGAGACAAAGAGGGGGCAGCAGGUUCUCUACCGCCUCUUCAACUACUACCUCCGUGCCGAGAAGGACCGCGAACAGAAGAAGGCCGGUACAUUCGUCAAGGACAACUACGGAGGUUCCAAGCACCCAGUACUCUUCGAGAGAAGAUGUACAGAAGGUGAACACGAGGCAACGGUUUAGAUCCAGAGCACGACCCAGUCAACCUGUAGCGACGGAGAGGAUUUCCAGCACAGAAAACGAAGUCAGGUCGUACAAAGAACAAACAUCAGAAAUUCCUUUGGAAAUCCAAACAGAACCGACGAGUCCCCAAUCGUAUAUAAAGUUUGAACACACAGUAGAAGACCAGAAAAUAAUAAUCCAAUCAGAAGACCCACCCAUCACUGAUUAUCCCCAAUAUUAUAGCCCUCAGGUACCAGUUACUGUCACUGAAAGCCCUCGACUUCAUUUCCAGUACGACAACACUGCUACAACACAGAAUCCCCUUAUGGAUGUCCAGAUAACGCAUCCUGCUCCAGUCAAAACAAAAAAACAUCCCAUCGUCACAACCACGCCUGUCGAGGAGGCCCAAAUUCAUUUACAAGCUGGCGGAGUACUGCAUAACACAAAUAAUAAUAACAAUCAUAGAAAUAACAACGAAGAUAGUCCCCCACGACAAACAAAUCGUGUACGAGGAAGAGGUCGCAGUAGGCCUCGAGUGGCAACGACAACAACAACAACGGAGAACCCCGCAGUUAGAACUACAGGAAAACCUGUGAUAAGAAUAGCACCGAAAAGAACAACCACUGUUAGUACCACCACGACGACGCAGAAACCCGCUUCCAAGUCGGUCGCAGAGGACGAAUUCUUCGGGUUCAUCAGGCAACCGAAUUUCAACCAAAUAUACAACAUCCAAGUCCCUGCCGCGACGCAACAACCCAUAACAAUAUACCAAAACCCAAACCAAGUAAGUAACAGCGACGUGCGCGUCAGCGCAUACCAAGCAUUCGGUAACACGAAUAAGAGUCCAAAUGUACGCGUCCAGUCCUACCAAAUACCUCAGAAUGCUCAACCAGUGGAAGACGUGCGGUUGGAUUUUAACAGCGGAUCUGCCGAUGCCACUACAGUCCACUUCUUAGGAGAGAUAAGACCCAAGUACAGAUCAACGACGCAGAACUACGAGGAUAUCGUCACCGCGACAGACACCACAGAACCAAUUCGGAUUGAAGCGGAAACUGCAAGACCUAGAGUCAGAGGAAGGGUUAGAAACCCUCAAAGGAAGACCAACGCUAAACAAUCCGACAACGAAGUCAGCACUUACAGGACACAACAAGCGACGAGACGGUCCAAUGUGAUCAGGUCGAGAGGAAGAGGCACUGCACAUUACAGAGCUCCUGAAAAUCUUCGUCACAAGGAAGACAAAGAAGCUGAUGUUGAAGGAGGAAACUACCCACCUUCGUUUUUCCAGAAUAAGCAAGCCCCUGCUUUAGCCCCGGGUAUCAGUACCACCACCACAACCAUUGUACCUUCCUUCCAAAUCAGCAUCGACCCAGGUGAGGAUGAAGAGGCUGACCAGGUGCCCAACCCGUCGCUGUUCCAGCCAAAGAUCCUGCCCAGGCCGGAGAAGUGGGCGGAAGCUACUGGAGACGCUGUUAAUAAUGAAGAAUUUGCUCCAGCUAACCAGAUAGACGACGACAUCCAUAUAGAAGGGGAGACUGUGAGUCCCGAUGAAUCCAGAGACACCGAACAGACAAAACCAAACAAAGCAACAACUAAUAAACAACCUGUCGAAGGAAAUGAAGCUACCGAUCAACCCAUCGCCCUUCCUGUCACGGCAAGCGAUGAGCAAACGACGCAGAGCAGCGACGAGGCUUACAAGGAAGACGCCAAGGCAAUGGAAGAGCUAUUCGAAGAAAUAAAUAAGACUGAGAAGCCUAAGGGGAAGGGUAGAAGACGAGGUGCGUGGAAGCUUGUCAGACACAGACCGGUAGAUCCGUAUGAAGCAGCCGAAUCUCAGAGCUACUACUCUGUCGUAAAUACGUUUGGGGACAUCGUUAAGGUUAAGGGAAAAUCGAAGUUGUACGAUAAUUCAAAGAGCGAGGAGUAUCCAAGCUUAGGUCACCAUGAGUUGUACAACAACUACAAUCCUGUUUUGGAGCAGAACUCGGACGCGUACGAUUAUGAGAGCCACAAACUACCUUCAACUGAAGGGCCUGAAAGCCAUACAACCAAAUACUACGAAGUUUAUGACAUGAACGCUGAGACUGAGAACAUAGCCGUUGAAGCUUCAUCCACGGUACCACCUGAAGCAAGUGGUAAUAGUACUGAAUCCGAUAUAAGCACGACGAGUGCCACGACUAAAGAAAACAGUAUCUUCGACACUAUUUACGAAAUGUUUGGCGUCUCUGGUAAGUCAGAGGAUAUUAAUGAGCCACCGACGACGACUAUUUCCUCAACUGAAACGGAAACGGUUCCUCCCGUUACUACCACCUUGGCGUCUCCCACUUUCCCAGAGGAAAUAACCGAGGUUCCAACAACCGAGGCGUCUUCGGAGGAACCUGUGAAAACUUCCACUGAAGCCGCGGAAGAGGUUACAGAGAAAGUAGAGACAACUUCUCCGAGUACCCAGAUAACUAGAACCUUUGAAGUGGAGCCGUGGGAGAUGAAGGCGGUGAGGACGUCCACGUCGACGGAAGUCUCCCACGAAACUGAGAUCUGCUACAAAGGGAGGUGCGUGAAGUCAACCGACCGAACGGGGUUGUAGUACUGGUGAUAAAGACUUCUUAGUGUAAAUAUUUCGAGCGCUGCAAGAGGUGUGUGACUAGGUGGAGAGUGCGUGUUUAUAUAAAUUUAUUUUUGUAAUUAAAAGGAUAUUUAUAUUUAACGUUAAGAGAC
Molecule: messenger RNA, 6164 nt
Organism: Anoplophora glabripennis (Asian longhorned beetle)
Lineage: Eukaryota; Metazoa; Arthropoda; Insecta; Coleoptera; Cerambycidae
Product: mucin-5AC
Exons: 4
Coding region: 148-6033 (1961 amino acids)
Source: RefSeq, a predicted model, not a curated record